GGGGCGGGGCGGGCGGUGAUGCCCUUGUUUAUUUUUACUCGGGCGGUUCAUCCUCCUCGGCAGCCCCAGCGCGGCCCCCGCCGCCGCUCCCCGCCCCAGCUCCGACGGCGGCGCCGCCUAUAAAGCGCCGCCCGCGGGGAGCCGAGGAUGCAGCUCUACAGCUCCGUGAUCACCCACUACCCCGCGGCCGCGACCGCAGCAGCCGCCGCGGCCUCGCCGAGCUCCGCCGCCGUCUUCAAGGUCUCCUUGUCGCCGGGACCCUCCGCCGCGGAGGCACCGAGCGCCGCCGACGCCGCGGGCCCGAACGCGGCCGCCGAGAGCUCCGGCAAGGACAGCUUCGUUCCCGCGGGGGGCAGCAGCAGCGCCGCCGCCAUGCCCGCCUUCUCGUCCUGCUUGGAGGUGAUGCCGAGCGGCCCCGCGGCGGGCCCGGCCGGGCGGCCGGCGGCCGGCCCGCAGUUCAGCUCCUGCGCGCAGGUCACCGUCAGCCGGCGGCGGCCGCUGGAGCGCAUCGUGCCCAUCCGCAUCGUGCAGCGCGCCGAGGCCGCCGCGGAGCUGGUGCCGGGCUCGCCGCGCAGCCGCGCCUGGCUGGAGGGCAUCCUGGAGAGCGUGCGGCAGGCCGGGGGCGACGGCGAGGCCGCCGCCGAGGAGCCCAGCAACCGCAGCCUGCGGCUCAGCGAGCACUGCCAGGCGCUGCAGGCGGCGGCCGCCGGCGCCCAGCCCGGGCUGGUCCCCGGCUGCGGCCCCGCGGAGCGCAGCGCGGCCCCCGCGCAGCCCGGCGGGCCCGCGCACGGCCAGGAGGAGGAGGAGGAGGCGGCGGGGCCCGACGGGCGGCGGGGGCCCGGCGGCAGAGCGGAGCGCAGCGAGAAGCUGGCGCUGUACCUGGCCGAGGUGGAGAAGCAGGACAAGUACCUGCGGCAGAAGGGCAGGUUCCGCUUCCACAUCAUCCCCGACGGGAACUGCCUGUACCGCGCCGUCUGCAAGGCGGUGUACGGGGACCAGCGGCUGCACGGCGAGCUCCGCGAGCAGACCGUGCACUACAUCGCCGACCACCUGGACCACUUCAACCCCAUCAUCGAGGGCGACGUGGGAGAGUUCCUCAUCGGCGCCGCGCAGGACGGGGCCUGGGCCGGCUACCCGGAGCUGCUGGCCAUGGGGCAGAUGCUGAACGUGAACAUCCACCUCACCACGGGCGGGCGGCCCGAGAGCCCCACCGUGUCCACCAUGGUUCACUACCUGGGGCCCGAGGACCCGACGCGGCCCAGCAUCUGGCUGAGCUGGCUUAGCAACGGGCACUACGAUGCCGUGCUGGACCGCGUGUGCCCCAACCCCGAGUACGAGGCGUGGUGCAGACAGACUCAGGUACAGCGCAGGCGGGAUGAGGAGCUGGCCAAGUCCAUGGCCGUGUCCUUGUCCAAGAUGUACAUUGAGCAGAAUGCCUGCUCAUGAGACCGCCGGGCCGCAGGCUGGGAGCUUUGCUGCGGGGACUGACAGAGAGAAGGUGUGCUGGCUGUGAUGGUGAUGCCUUAAUCCUUAAUGAAGCAGCAGCACCCCAGACUGAGAAGGACUGUAGGUCGUGGGGGAUGAAUACAGACGUAUUUGUAAUACUCUGUUGUAAAAACUUAGCCUCGGGUUAUUUGCAAGCAGAUUUCUCUGUGUAUGUUUGUGUCUCUCCUCCCCACUGUCUAUUUUCUAUAAGAAUGUAUUUUUUGCACACUAUUUUUAAACUGUUACCUCCAUCUUCUACAUCUUACAUUAGUAUCUGGCUUUCAGCUGUACAGCCAAAAACGUUUGUAAACAGUUUUUGUAAAUAAGGCUUAUGAUGUAACAGCUAUUUUUUGCUGUGUUUUUUACCCAUAAACCUUAUAUUUUUACCAAAUGAAGUUGAUGUCAAACUGACCCCCCUAGUUGAUGAAAAAUAUUGUGGGUAUUUUCUUGCAAAAUUAAAAUAAUGGCUUUUGUAAAAGUGCAGCAAAGUGAGAACAGACUGCUUUUAGGAACAGUUGCUUUCUCUGCCUGGAGCACAGAACAGGUCCUUUGAGCCAUUUGGAAUGCAGCUACACGUGAACAGUGCAGGGAGCAAUUGACUCUUCUGUUUUUAAUUACUGUUUUGAGUAAACUGGCCUCUUGUUGCCUGGUUGGCUCACCCUCUGCUCCAUUUAUAUUAUUUAUCUAUAAUAACAGAACAUUAACUUGCAAUAGAAUGUUGUGACUAGAUAAUAGUCUCCUGCUUUGGCAGCAAUUGCCUUGGCUGCACCUCAGUGUUUGUGUUCUUGUUUCUGGGGUUAUGGUGUCUUUCGUAUAAGCCCUGCUUCUUUUUUGGCACUGGUGUUUCACCAACAAAGCAUUAUCUGAUCACAACAUUUUAUUCACAUGACUUUAUUUUCUAAUCAAGAAAUCAGGAAUGGUGUUCUACAUUAUGGUUUAAAAGAAAAAAAAUACUUAAACUGAGGUUUGUAUGGUUUGCUGGGUCAAACAUUUAAAUGUUUCCAAUCUGGAUUCUGUCUCUUCUACUUUCUGAUUAACUUGUUAGAUAUAUUUAUUAAGUAAUGCAGUUUGUACUUUUUUAUUUUGUAAUAUAUUGUGAUUUUGGAAUUUAUACUGUAUUUGUAUAAUAGGAACAUUCACAGCUAAAAUGGAAUGAAUAAAGAAUAUAAUUUUA
Molecule: messenger RNA, 2659 nt
Organism: Prinia subflava (tawny-flanked prinia)
Lineage: Eukaryota; Metazoa; Chordata; Aves; Passeriformes; Cisticolidae
Gene: OTUD1
Product: OTU deubiquitinase 1
Exons: 1
Coding region: 148-1446 (432 amino acids)
Biological process (GO): protein K63-linked deubiquitination
Molecular function (GO): cysteine-type deubiquitinase activity
Source: RefSeq, a predicted model, not a curated record